This is a messenger RNA of Gregarina niphandrodes, 1236 nucleotides long. Its product is annotated as kinesin motor domain protein. Lineage: Eukaryota; Apicomplexa; Conoidasida; Eugregarinorida; Gregarinidae. The coding region runs from base 1 to 1236 and encodes 411 amino acids. Gene Ontology annotation, molecular function: microtubule binding; microtubule motor activity; ATP binding. The transcript has 3 exons. The record is from RefSeq and is a predicted model, not a curated record. Gene Ontology annotation, biological process: microtubule-based movement.
AUGCCGUCUGAGAUGUUUAGUAAGUCUCGGCGUGAGGAAUUGGCAUUGGGACCGGCGAACCGGCGGCCCAAGAACAAGCCCACGGCAGCGAAAGCUCGAAUAACUGUGGCCGUCCGGAAGAAGCCAUUGACAGCAGAAGAAGCGAAGAAUGACACGGAUAUAUUGGAUGUGGUCGGUCGGCAGAAGCUGGUGCUCCACGAGACUAGGAAAGAGCUGAGUGGAACUACGGACAAGACGACUCAACAAGGGUUCCAGUUCGAUCGAGUGUAUGACGAGUAUUGCUCCAAUCUCACUAUAUAUAAGAGUUGUGUACGAACAUUGGUGGAUUCCAUGUUCGAGUGCGGCGGUCGUUGUUCAUGUUUCGCAUUUGGGCAGACAGGGAGCGGAAAGACGUACACGAUGAUGGGUCCACGGAAAAGGGGGGGGAAGCAGGAAGAUUCUUGUAGUCGAGGUUUGUGGGAAUGGGCGGCAAUAGAUUUGGAGGCGUGGAUGAAGAAGCCGGCUUAUCGUGAGAGGUUUGUGUUGGCAAUCUCUUUUUAUGAGAUCCAUUCGAACAAGGCUUAUGACCUCUUGAAUAAUCGUAAUUUAGUACGUCCUAUGGAAUCGGCUGAAGGUGGUGUAGUGGUGAAGGACUUGGUGAUCCGAGUGGUUACAACGGAAGCGGAGAUGGCGGAGGUAAUUGACUUGGGUAACAGUGUUCGUAGUACGGGGAAAAAUUCACGUAAUAACGAGUCAAGUCGUAGUCACGCUAUCCUGUCCAUUGAAUUGGUACAAAAGACUGACAUCGAAUACCGGUUAGCUGAGAACCCUCGGGCUGAGAACCCUCGGGCUGAGAACCCUCGGGCUGAGAACCCUCGGGAAGGAGCUAUGGGUGAUCGAAAUGGCAAGUUAUCGGCUACCGCGUUGCAAACUGCGUUAAAGGAGGGUCGAUCGGUCGCCGUAAGUGUACGAGGUAAGGCCCAUGGAAAGCUGGCCUUCAUUGAUCUAGCCGGAAGUGAACGGGGGGCGGAUAGUGUGCAAUUCGGACGGAACACACAACAGGAUGGUGCGAACAUUAACAAGUCUUUACUAGCACUUAAAGAGUGCAUCCGUGCUAUGGAUCAGGGUAAAGACCAUAUCCCCUUCCGUGACUCCGAACUUACCAAGGUACUCCGUGACUUCUUCACCUUUGCCAACGGCCUUUGUCUCAUGAUCGCUACUGUGGCCUCUUCUAGCACCCGGAAAAACGCACAUUAG